GCCAUCUUUUGUUAUAGACUGUUUCGUACGUCAACCCUUUCGUCGUCUGAGACUCUUCUAGCAAAUCUUUUUUUACCUCGCUUAUCUACCGAAGAUCGGCAAAAUCGUAGCUAAAAUGCUACUGCGUCUAAAAAAAAAAAUUGGGUCAAUUUGCAUAAGGUGUCGGGAAAAGUAACAAGCGCAUUUCAUUGGGAAAUUUAGGGCAGUCCCAAACUCCAAGCUCAGUCCUCUUGCUCUCAAGAUUAACGCUUCAUGGAGUUAACUUAUAGAGAAAGGGUUGAAUACUUUAAAAAGGCUCUUGAGUAUGAUCCUAUAGAGAGCGAGUUGCUACCGCCUGAAGAAGCGGUGAUUGACAUGGCUUACUUUCGGGAGGCAUGUUUUCAAGGCAUUCCAGACGAAGCUGGCAUUCGCUCAAAGGCGUGGAGGGUGUUAUUAGGGUAUUUACCAGCCGAUAAGAGGAAGUGGAAACAAGUGCUGUCAGAACAACGAAGGAGCUACUAUAAUUGGGUAUCUGAGCUGCUCAAUGUUCCUGGUGAUGAACCUCCAAGCGCUGACCAUCCUCUUAAUUCUAAACCUGACUCUAAAUGGGCAGUGUAUUUUCAAGACAAUGCUGCAUUGGAACAAAUUGAUAAAGAUGUCCGACGAACGUUACCCGACUUUGCAUUCUUUCAGCUUCCUGUACCCAAGAGUCCCCUCAAUCCAUUGUCUCCUCCCAUAGAAGAAGAAGACGACAAUGAUGAAGCUGCAGAAGCAAAAAAGGAAAUGGAAGGUGGCGAUGACCAAAUUGACAAGUCUGGUCGCCUAUUUCCCUUUGGAUUGGGUCGUCGACCACGUUCAUCUUCGACUGCAUCACGCAAAUCGACCAAGUCAACAAAGGGAAAUCGGUCACGGUCCAAUUCAAAGAGUUCUGUCAAGUCUAUGGGUACUGGAGUCGAUUCCAGCGAUCCUCUCACCAAAAUCUCCUCCCCUUUGAAUAUGGUGCGUCGAUUUUCUCAUGCGCUUAAAGGUUCACCAAAUCCACAACAAGAUAUAAAUCGUCGGCUAGAUCAUCAGCAAAAUCAUCAAAAAGAAAUUGAUUAUACCAAAUAUGAGAUUUAUCCACACAUUCUUAAUCGACGCAGUUUGUUUAAGCGCAUCGCUCAUUUGAACAAGGAUUUUGGAGCUAGAGAGCAUCAGGACAUGAAAAAAGCGAAAGCCAAGAAGGGAGGUUCAUCGCCGAUUGAGGAUGGUUCCGAGGAACAUUUGAAGGUCGAUAACUACAAGAUCCAAGAUUUGCACUGGGAAGCUAUCGAACGCCUGUUGUUUAUUUACGUCAAAUUGAAUCCUGGUGUAGGCUACGUCCAAGGCAUGAAUGAGCUAUUGGGACCUAUCUACUAUGUCUUUGCUCAAGAUUCAGAUGAUGUUGAAGCGCAAGCCCAUGCUGAAGCGGAUUCCUUCUUCGUGUUCAGUCUGCUUAUGAGUGAUGUACGAGAUCACUUUACCCGAACUUUAGACCAUGAUGCCAACACCGGCAUCAAUGCUACUAUGACAAGAAUGAGUGAUCAGCUAAAACGGUUGAACCCUAAGCUAUGGCGUAAUCUCACCGUUGACAAGGAGAUAAAAGAACAGUUCUAUGCAUUCCGAUGGAUCACUGUUUUGUAUACCCAAGAAUGGGAUUUGCCGGAUGUCAUACGAAUAUGGGACUCGCUGUUAGCUGAUCGUUGCAUGCAUACAUCGUCCAGUGCUACGGCAUCGCAAGGCAUAGAUCGGUUUCAAUUUCUGUUGGACUUUUCCGUUGCCAUGGUUCUAUGUGUUACGGACGAGCUUCUGGUAGGAGAUUUUGCGGAAAACAUCAGGCUGUUACAGAAUUACCCAAUUAGUGAUCUGCAAGUGGUAUUGAACAAAGCAUACGCCAUUCGAGAAAAGAGAAUGAAAUUGGAAGAAAACGGAGGUUUCAUGGCAAGAGAUGCGGAUGACCGAGCUUCCAUUACAUCGGUAGACUCGGUCAAUCGACUAAAACACCUCUUUAAUAGCGAAUCUUCGCGCGCAAGUUGGGACAGGACGCGAAACUCGCUGGACGAUAUGUUUCGUAACUCUUGGGUGGGUAACGCUGGAAAACGCGGCAGCAUGCUCUCUGUAGCAACUACAGAGAGUGCUCCACCGGACAUGACUAGCCGAGCCAAUGGAAUGGUACGAAAUUUAGGCAGUCGGUUCAGCUUGAUUGGCAGACGCAGUGCAAACAGCUUAAAUGAAGCGGACUACCCCGCAAGCUCAUUCCCCGCUGUCAAGAAGGAUGUGCAGACUCCUCGUACCACCACCGGGCCCUCCAAGCAAGCCAACGGACCCUCCGUGUUUGAGCGAUUCUCUAACUUCGUGGCCAACAAUCACAAUUCCCCCCUCAAUGAGCAGCCGUCAUUAUCAACUAGCGAACGCUUCAAACGUGAUGUUGCGCAGCAACUAGGUCCGAACCCUACAUUGGAGGAGGAAGCUGCUCUCCAGGCUUCUCUCGCUGCACGCACCGUCAUGCACGACCCUAGCCGCCAGUACCGUAGUCAAGACCAAGGCUAUAGUGGUCUCAUCUAAGAUUUUCUCUUAGUCUCGUUACUGUCUCAACCGACAUGGAGUUUCUCGCUCUUGCUGUACAAUAGUAUUUUAAGAUAUUUUUCUUGUUGCUAUGAGCUUACGCCUAUCUUUGUGCUCUGCAU
This is a messenger RNA of Umbelopsis ramanniana AG, 2684 nucleotides long. RefSeq lists its product as uncharacterized. Gene Ontology annotation, molecular function: GTPase activator activity. NCBI's taxonomy places the organism in Eukaryota, Fungi, Mucoromycota, Umbelopsidomycetes, Umbelopsidales, Umbelopsidaceae. The transcript is spliced from 7 exons. The coding region runs from base 253 to 2562 and encodes 769 amino acids. The record is from RefSeq and is a predicted model, not a curated record. Gene Ontology annotation, biological process: intracellular protein transport; activation of GTPase activity.